Messenger RNA from Trichosurus vulpecula (common brushtail), 3009 nucleotides. RefSeq names its product acyl-CoA thioesterase 11 (gene ACOT11). The record is from RefSeq and is a predicted model, not a curated record. NCBI's taxonomy places the organism in Eukaryota, Metazoa, Chordata, Mammalia, Diprotodontia, Phalangeridae. Gene Ontology annotation, cellular component: extracellular exosome. Gene Ontology annotation, molecular function: lipid binding; thiolester hydrolase activity.
CUGAGAAACACGCAGGCUGCCCGUGUGUAACGGCCUCAGUGGACGACAUCUAUUUUGAGCACACCAUUAGAACUGGACAAGUGGUCAACAUAAAAGCCAAGGUGAAUCGUGCCUUCAACUCCAGCAUGGAGGUGGGCAUCCAGGUGACCUCAGAGGACCCCUGCACUGAGAAGCAGUGGAGCGUAUGCAAAGCUCUGGCCACAUUUGUGGCCCAGCGAGACUCUUCCAAGGUAAAGCUAAAACAGAUUUUGCCACUGACAGAGGAGGAAAAGGUAGAGUACAGUGUGGCGGCAGAACGUCGAAGGAUGAGGCUGGUGUACACAGAAACCAUCCAGGACCUACUGGCCAAGAGCAUCAUUCAAGAUGAUCUGGAGAGCAGAGACUGCAGCAGGGUGGUGCCAGCUGAGAAGACCCGAGUGGAGAGUGUGGAGUUGAUUCUGCCCCCCCAUGCCAACCACCAGGGCAAUACCUUUGGUGGCCAAAUCAUGGCCUGGAUGGAGAAUGUGGCCACCAUCGCAGCCAGCCGCCUGUGCCAAGCCUAUCCCACCCUGAAGACAAUCGAGAUGUUCCAUUUUCGAGGCCCAUCCCAGGUCGGGGACCGGCUGGUGCUCAAGGCCAUUGUCAACAAUGCUUUCAAGAACAGCAUGGAGGUGGGGGUGUGCGUGGAAGCUUACCGCCAGGAGAUGGAGUCUUGCCGGCGGCACCUCAACAGCGCCUUCAUGACCUUUGUGGUGUUGGAUGGAGAUGACCAGCCUAUGACCCUGCCCUGGAUUCAGCCACAAGGCAAGGAAGGUGAGCGUCGGUAUAGGGAGGCCAGCGCUAGAAAGAAGAUGAGACUGGACAGGAAGUACAUCGUGUCCUGUAAGCAGGCCGAGGUCCCACUCUCUGUCCCCUGGGACCCAAGUAACCAGGUGUAUCUGAGCUACAACAACGUCUCCUCACUGAAGAUGCUCAUGACCAAGGAUGCCUGGGUCCUUACGUCGGAGAUCAAUAAGAUCAAACUCUACACCUUGGAGGAGGACAAAUUCCUGUCCUUCCAUUUGGAGAUGACUGUCAACACAGAUGCAGCUCAAGCCUUUCUCCUCCUCUCAGACCUGGGCCGCAGGCCCGAGUGGGACAAGCACUACCAGAGCGCAGAGCUGGUGCAGCAGGUAGACGAGGACGACUCGAUCUACCAUGUCCUCAGCCCCAUGCCCGGAGGAGCCGAAGGCAAGCCCCAGGACUUCAUUCUCCUGGCCUCCAGGAGGAAGCCGUGUGACAGCGGGGAGCCUUAUGUCAUCGCCCUAAGGUCAGUCACCCUGCCCACAUACCCCAAGACCCCUGAGUACACCAGAGGAGAGACCCUCUGCUCUGGCUUCUGUCUCUGGAGGGAGGGGGAUCAGCAAACCAAGGUAUCUUACUAUAACCAGGCUACUACCAGUUUACUGAAUUACGUGACGAGCAACGUGGCAGGGCUGUCAUCCGAAUUUAUCACCACCUUCAAGGCCUGUGAGCAGUUUCUCCUGGACAACAAGAGUGAGCUGGCCCUCAGCCUCCAAAACCUUUAGUAGCUCCCUCUGGCCCAACCCAGCACCCUCACCACCGUUCAGCCUCUCCUCAGGCUCAUUCUGUCCUCUUCUACUGCGUGCCAGCCCUUGGAGCACAGGGCUCAGUGGAGUGGAAGGGAGCAGCGGGCUGUGCUGAGCCUUACACCCAAAUCCGUCCCUUCUGACUAGUGAAUUGGUCCCCUGAUGAUGCCUCCUCCCGGGCUGUGCCCUGAGCCAGGCCAUGAAGCUGGCUCACUGCACCAGGGUUGGCUUUCCUGGCCCACUCUUUUCUGACCUCUCUGAUUUUGUCUGUGGCUCAGGCCAUUAGCAAGGCUGUACUUGGUAGGGACUGUGUAGUUUCGGGAUCUCCUAGAAGCCUGGGGGUCCCAACCUAUGCACCUAGCCUCCACUUGGAAGAACACAGAUGGUCAGCUUCCCUGUCCACUUCCCACCAGCUCCAGCUGGUAUCUCAAUAGGUGGGUAUGUGGCAGCCUUGUUUGGGCCAAAUAGAUUGGGCCAAAUAAAGACCCUAGGGACAGGAGAGAUGACAGCGGUGCGGACUUAGGUCCCAGCAGAGGGGCUCCAGACCUUCCACAGGCAGGGCCUGGACUGGAUGGCCAGGCAUAGUCAGUUCUGUUUCAGGACUACUCAAUGGGCCCCUGGGGAGAACACAAAAGGACAGGUCACAUAAGGCCUAAGUCAGGUCUUACUACCCAGAAGUGCCGGAGAGCAGGGGUAUCCCAAAAUGCCUUGGGAUGACUUAGGGAGGAGGGAGGGAGGGAGAGGGCAAUAGGCCCCUGGGGCGGCUUCAGAAGAGUUCCGGUGCCAUGCAUCAUCAGUGGAUCAGCCAUCUGGAUCUGUGUUACUAAGGCAAGGGAAGGAUUGUAAAUACAGUUGUUAAUUUGUAAAACAAUAAAUAGGCACCUCCUCUCUAGGCUUGGGUCUGUCUCUUCAUAUGCCAUCCUCCUGUGCUCCUCCCCAGCCCCACAGCUGCUGCCCCACAGUGGCUGAGAUCAAGCUGCUGGGGGAGGUGGCAGCGGAGGUGGGAUGAGCUGGAAGCCCACCAGCCUAGACCGGGAGGCUAGAAAAUCCCAGAAUCUCUGAGCUGGAAGAGACUUCAGAGCCUGUGCAAUCCAACCCAUACUUGGAUGAGAAUCCCCUCCCACAACUCUCCUGAGAAGUCACCACCAGCCUCUAUGGGAAGAUCUCCAGGGAAGGCGGCCCACCACCUCCCAAGGCCAUUCGUUCCUCUCUGGACAGCUCUAAUUCUCGGGAAGUUUUUUAUUCCUGAUGUCAAACCGAAUGUAACCUCUCUUCAGCUCUUUCCCAUUGCUCCUGGUUUUGCUUGGUUCACAGUAGGAGAUUAAUAAAUGCUUACUGACUGACAUCACUUAAAUGUGCUUCUUUGCAACUCCCACCCAUAGUUCCUUAUUCUGGGGCCAAGCAAAGCAAAUCCAAUCGCUCUUUCAAAUCAGUCAUUUCA